AUGUCCAACGACAAUGAAUUUACUGAAAAGACAGAAAAUAAUGUAGCUUGCUUUCAAUCUAAUGCUGUAGAACUUUGUCCAGCUGUAGAAAAGACAGAAAAUACUUUAGCUUGCUUUCAAUCUAGUGCUGUAGAACUUUGUCCAGCUGUAGAAGAGACAGAAAAUACUUUAGCUUGCUUUCAAUCUAGUGCUGUAGAACUUUGUCCAGCUGUAGAAGAGACAGAAAAUACUUUAGCUUGCUUUCAAUCUAGUGCUGUAGAACUUUGUCCAGCUGUAGAAGAGACAGAAAAUACUUUAGCUUGCUUUCAAUCUAGUGCUGUAGAACUUUGUCCAGCUGUAGAAGAGACAGAAAAUACUUUAGCUUGCUUUCAAUCUAGUGCUGUAGAACUUUGUUCAGCUGUAGAAGAUGAUGUAUGUAAAUGGAAAAAUGAUCCAUGUAUUUUCAUUAACAAACAUUUAAGUCCUGAAGAAAAACGAUUUAUUUCUGAACUUGGACCUUGUCAACCAUUAGAAAAUGAUUUAUAUGGUUAUCAGUUUCCAAAAAAUACUAAUGGGAGGCAUUUUAAUGAACAGUGGUAUUUCAGAGUACUACCUGACGGUAAAAAAGUUAUUAGAGAUUGGUUAUCUUACUCACCGAAAUUAAAUAAAGCCUUUUGCUUGCCUUGUAUUCUUUUUGGUUCUGAUAAAAAUAUUUCUUCAAGAAUGUCCUGGGCAAUAAAUGGUUAUGAUGGUUGGCAAAAUGGUCGCAAUAAUAUAAGUGCCCAUGAAUUAACUACAUCACACAUCAAUUCAUCUGUCAUAUUAAAAAUUCAAAAAACUACUUUGCCAAUUUUACCAUCUCUAGAAUAUGGCAGAAAAAUGGAAGUAGCGACUAACCAAAAAGUUGUUUCCGAACUCAUUGAUAUUGUUAUUUUUUUGGCACAACAUAAUAUUGCAUUUCGUGGACACAAAGAGAAUUGGUCAUCUAACAUUAAAGGGAACUUCAAAGAUCUAGUUAUUCUUAUGGCAUCUCAAUCUCCAAUUUUAUCAUCUCAUCUGUCUCUAGUCAAAUCUAAAGGAAAAAAAGUAACUUCCUUUAUUACUUGGGAACGCCAAAAUCAGUUGAUUGACUGUGUUAGUCAAUCUAUUAAAUGCACUAUUAAUAAAGAAAUAUCUGAAGCAUCAUUUUUCAGUAUUUCUAUUGAUUCAACGUUUGAUGCAUCUCGAACCGAACAAAUUUCUUUUAUAGUAAGAUAUGUUAAUAGUACUGGGAAUAUUUUUGAAAGACUGCUUGCCCUCAAAUCAUCUGCGAUUACAACAGGAAAAGUUCUGUUUAAUAUCUUUAAGAGUGUCAUGGAAGAAAAUCAACUACAAUGGAAAACUGCAUUAGUGGGUCAGUCGUAUGACGGAGCUGGAAAUAUGUCGGGCGAACAUAAAGGUUUGCAAUCUCGAAUUAAAUUGGAAAAUAGUCACGCAUUAUUCAUAUGGUGCCAUGCACAUCGAUUAAACUUAGUUGUAACAUCUAUAAUUUCAAAAGGCAAAGAUGCUAUAGAUAUGUUUGGUAAUCUUGAAAGUUUAUAUGCUUUUUUAUGGACUAGUAAAAAACGAGUUGAUGUUUUUCGACAAAAACAGUAUAAACUAUAUCCAAAUAAACAGCUUCAAUCCGUGAAACGUGUUGCAACAACAAGGUGGAUGUCCCAUUCGGUAGCUUUGAAAACAAUAAUAUCUAAAUUUGAGGCAUUAAUUCAAACCUUGGAAGAAAUAAUUGAAAAAGAAGGCCCAGCAGAUGUGAAAACUGCUGCGACAGCUAAUGGUUUGAUUAGCUAUUUUUUGUCUUUUCGAUUUGUUUUAACAGCAUUCUGUUUUAAAAUUUUAUUUGAUAUUCUUGAUCCACUCAAUAAAGCAUUUCAAGAAUCAGAUAUUGAUCUUUUAACAGCAACAGACCUUAUUUUCUCGGCUCGCUAUGAUCUUAAACAAAAUAGGAAUGAUAAUAUAUUUCAAAACACUGUGAAUAAUGCCAAAGCUUUUAUUAAUGCAUCUGAUAGAGAAUUUGAAGAACUUAAACAGAUAAGACCCAUUAGAAUACCUAGAAAACACGAUCAAAAUGGUAAAUGUUCAGAUAAUCCUAUUAUAGAUCCAUUAUUAAAAAUGAAAGUUGAGACAUUUAAUGUUAUAUUAGAUACAACUCUGUCAACUUUAGAAAGUCGAUUUAAUGAUGAACAUAUUGGUAUUUUGAGAGAUAUUUCAUUAUUUUCAAAGAAAAGAAUUGAGGAAAUAAAUAUUAAUGUUAACAAGUUUCCAAUAGAUGGUUUUAAUGUAUUUUGUUCAACUUAUACAAUUAUUUCACAAGAAGAUCUGAAAACAGAAUAUUUACAGUUUGUUAAAAUUUUCAAAAUAUUAAAUAAUAAUAUUGAUUUACCUCAUGCAUUACAUCAAACACACAAUUUUGAUGAAGAUGAGAAAUUAACAUCAUCGUCAAGUGAUGAAGAACUACCUACAAAAAGAAAACAGGAAAUGCAAAAUGCUGGUAGUAUAAAUCAUGUUUUUAAAGUUUUCUGUGCAGCAAAUAUGAAUUCAGUUUUUCCAAAUCUUUACAUUGCAUUUAAAAUAACUGUAACAUUGCCAGUAAGUAGUGCAAGUACAGAAAGGUCAUUUUCACGUUUGAAAUUACUUAAAACCAGACUGAGAACUAGUAUAUCUCAAAACCGAUUAGAAAACCUUCUAAUAAUAUCUUGUGAAAAUGAUAUUGUAGUUGACAAAGACGAAGUAGUUAAAAAAUUUGCAAUUAAAAGUAAAGUUCUUACUAAACUACUUACUCUGUAA
Molecule: messenger RNA, 2802 nt
Organism: Aphis gossypii (cotton aphid)
Lineage: Eukaryota; Metazoa; Arthropoda; Insecta; Hemiptera; Aphididae
Product: zinc finger MYM-type protein 1-like
Exons: 8
Coding region: 1-2802 (933 amino acids)
Molecular function (GO): protein dimerization activity
Source: RefSeq, a predicted model, not a curated record